Messenger RNA from Cadophora gregata, 1759 nucleotides. RefSeq lists its product as uncharacterized. The transcript has 2 exons. The record is from RefSeq and is a predicted model, not a curated record. The coding region runs from base 315 to 1130 and encodes 271 amino acids. Lineage: Eukaryota; Fungi; Ascomycota; Leotiomycetes; Helotiales; Ploettnerulaceae.
CUUUCUUUCGAGAUGGCUGUCACGUUCAGGGCUCUAUCUCACUCGCGUGACACCUCUUUUUCUUAUCUUCCGGGGUCCACGAGAUUACUGCAGGGCUGUCUCCUUUUCCGACAAGGCUGAGAUAUACCCUGGUAAUAGCGGAAUUAAUGAUAAUCUUGUCGCAACAUCAAUCCACCUCUUCGAUUAGAAAAUCUCCUGCCUCCAAAGCAAAGGAUACCUCCUCACAGAUUAUGCUACCGUCAUAGGAGAGCAUUAGGCGCUGCUUUACAUUCCGUCAAUAAUACGCAAUCAUCACACAAGCUUCCAAUUCAGAUAUGGCCUCCUCCAACAGUCCCCUCCUGGCCGACCGACCAACAACAUCCUCCUCAUACGGCAGUCAAUACCAGACAGAACCCGACGAACAGACCUCUCUCCUCUCCCGCAUCCCCAAGAUCCCCAGCCUCCCAACCUUGAAAUUCAACUACAAGCCUAAUUUCAAACGUCCAAACCUCAACAUCAACUUCAACACCUCUCGAUUCACGCCCACCCUUCCCUUCACCAGCACCUUCCACCCAACACUCCACCUGCGCACCGCCGCAUUCAUCCUCCUUCUCCCCUCAUUCAUCCUCUUCACACUCCUCGGUCCCGCCUUUUCCCCCGUCAUCGUCUUCCUCUCCUUCGCAUUAGCUCGCCAGCUAUUCAUCCUGAUCGCGCAUUUCAGCGCGAAUAUAGUGAUAAUACGGAUUGAGGUUGUGCAUUCGAGGCUGAAGGCUGCGAGUGAUAAGGCGAGGGAGAAAUGGGUGAAGAGGAGCGUGGCGGCGGGGGUGGAUGGCGUGGUGUUGGUGGGGUUGUUGGUUACGUUGGCGGUGGUUACGAAGGGGGUGGAUGUUUGUGGGAGUGGGUGUAAGAUUGAGGAGGCGGGUGUUGUGUUGGGGUUUUUGGGAUUUGGUUUGCUCUUGAUAUCUGUGCCUGAUUUUGGAAAUCCGGAAUUGGUUACUAUGGUAGUCUCGAUUGAGAAGCCGGUUACUGGUAUACUGAAGCUGGCGACAAGUUUGGACUUUGGCGAGGCCGAGGCCGAGGAGAGUGAGGAGUGUGAGGAGGGAGGCUCAAGUGGGAAGAGCGGCUCACGAGUUCAUGGUGAGAUUGUCUAGAACACUUCUAGUCUUGGACGAGGCUGCAACGAUUGCCUGAAGUCGAGGCAAUGUAGACGAGGGGGGCUCAAGGAUUCAGUACUGGGCGGUGGAUGUUUCUGCAGUUGUUGUGUUAGCGCUCUUGUCUGAUUCGAUUAUACCCCGUUUUUGAUUUUGAGACCUUGGUUCAUUCUCAUGAAGUUUAACAAACUUGGUAACAAAGAAUUCUCAUGAUGCUAUCAGAUGAGGGAUAUGAAGCUGCUGGACUGAAUGGACUGAAUGGAGUGAAUUUUUAGUCCGACAUUGCGAUAUGCAACAAAACUACCAGUGACACAAAAACAAGCGAACAAAUGUAGACUUUUGCUGCAUAUCGCAAUUUUCUGGCUCAAAUACUGGCUCAAAAACCGGCUCAGCAAAGCCAGAUUUGAUCAAGUGAGCCAAAUGAGGAUUCUGGAAAGACGGUCGAUUUUGUUGAUAUUGCCAAGAUCUCCAGCAGCUCGAGUAGAUGGAGGAAAAGCUACCAUGCUAAAUUACGUUCGGGAAUGCAUUCGCGGACUCGAGUAUUCAUUCCAGUCCAAUGGGAAUGACAUUGUUGACUUUCUGGAUAUGCCAAUAAGCAAAGCUAAGCGAGACGAGUGACUAAAUGUGGG